UUUUUAAAGCCCUGCCUUGAGGCUUGAGGCUUGUUUUAGAAAGUAUAGAUAGAUUGGUGAUAGUUUUGUUUAUAAUCAAGAUGACAGUUUCAAGUUUUAUGUUUCUGGUCUUUUUUUGUCACCAAUUGGUGCUCUAUGGACUUGCUUUUCCAGUUGGUCGUCAUUUGUACCCAACUGGUAUUGAGCAAGUACGCUUGGAGGGCAAAGAUGGUUCCUUGUCUUGUCCUUAUUUUAACAACCAACGUCCAAUACAGCCAGUGGUAGCAAAGUGUAAUAUGGCUAUUGUGGUGUCUUUGAAUAAUGCAUCUGGGGUAGUUGUCCAAAAAGGCAUUGAUGGGAAUUUGACUGAGUCCAGCCCUUUAAUUGUUGAGGCUGAUGGGAAAUUGGCAAAAUCCAGCCCUGUCCCUGCUGAAAAAUGCAGCCCUCUUCCUGCCAAGGUUAAUGGAAAGUUGACGGAGUUAAGGCCUGUCCCUGCUGUAGAAUCCAGCUCUCUCCCUGCCAAGGUUGAUGGGAAGUUGACUGAAUCAAGGCCUGUCCCUGCUGAAGAAUCCAGCUCUCUCCCUGCCAAGGUUGAUGUGAAGUUGACUGAAUCAAGCCCUGUCCCUGCUGAAGAAUCCAGCUCUCUCCCUGCCAAGGUUGAUGUGAAGUUGACUGAAUCAAGCCCUGUCCCUGCUGAAGAAUCCAGCUCUCUCCCUGCCAAGGUUAAUGUGAAGUUCACUGAGUCUAGCCCUCUUCCCACUGAGAAAUCCAGUGCUCUCCCUGCCAAGGUUGAUGGGAAGUUGACGGAGUCAAGGCCUGUCCCUGCUGAAGAAUCCAGCUCUCUCCCUGCCAAGGUUAAUGUGAAGUUGACUGAAUCAAGCCCUGUCCCUGCUGAAGAAUCCAGCUCUCUCCCUCCCAAGGUUAAUGUGAAGUUGACUGAAUCAAGUCCUGUCCCUGCUGAAGAAUCCAGCUCUCUCCUUGCCAAGGUUAAUGAAAAGUUGACAGAGUUAAGGCCUGUCCCUGCUGUAGAAUCCAGCUCUCUCCUUGCCAAGGUUGAUGGGAAGUUGACUGAAUCAAGCCCUGUCCCUGCUGAAGAAUCCAGCUCUCUCCCUGCCAAGGUUAAUGUGAAUUUGCCUGAGUCUAGCCCUCUUCCCACUGAGAAAUCCAGUUCUCUCCCUGCCAAGGUUGAUGGGAAGUUGACGGAGUCAAGGCCUGUCCCUGCUGAAGAAUCCAGCUCUCUCCCUGCCAAGGUUAAUGUGAAGUUGACGGAAUCAAGCCCUGUCCCUGCUGUAGAAUCCAGCUCUCUCCUUGCCAAGGUUGAUGGGAAGUUGACUGAAUCAAGCCCUGUCCCUGCUGAAGAAUCCAGCUCUCUCCCUGCCAAGGUUAAUGUGAAGUUGACUGAGUCUAGCCCUCUUCCCACUGAGAAAUCCAGUGCUCUCCCUGCCAAGGUUGAUGGGAAGUUGACGGAGUUAAGGCCUGUCCCUGCUGAAGAAUCCAGCUCUCUCCCUCCCAAGGUUAAUGUGAAGUUGCCUGAGUCUAGCCCUCUUCCCACUGAAAAAUCCAGCUCUCUCCCUGCCAAGGUUGAUGGGAUGUUGACGGCGUCGAGCCCUGUCUCUGCUGAAGAGUCCAGCGCUCUUCCUGCCAAGGUUGAUGGGAAGUUGCCUGAGUCUAGCCCUCUUCCCACUGAGAAAUCCAGCUCUCUCCCUGCCAAGGUUAAUGUGAAGUUGACUGAGUCUAGCCCUCUUCCCACUGAAAAAUGCAGCCAUCUUCCUGCCAAGGUUGAUGGGAAGUUGACGGAGUCAAGCCCUGUCCCUGCUGAAGAAUCCAGCUCUCUCCCUGCCAAGGUUAAUGUGAAUUUGCCUGAGUCUAGCCCUCUUCCCACUGAGAAAUCCAGUGCUCUCCCUGCCAAGGUUGAUGGGAAGUUGACUGAAUCAAGCCCUGUCCCUGCUGAAGAAUCCAGCUCUCUCCCUGCCAAGGUUAAUGUGAAGUUGACUGAGUCUAGCCCUCUUCCCACUGAGAAAUCCAGUGCUCUCCCUGCCAAGGUUGAUGGGAAGUUGACGGAGUUAAGGCCUGUCCCUGCUGAAGAAUCCAGCUCUCUCCCUCCCAAGGUUAAUGUGAAGUUGCCUGAGUCUAGCCCUCUUCCCACUGAAAAAUCCAGCUCUCUCCCUGCCAAGGUUGAUGGGAUGUUGACGGCGUCGAGCCCUGUCUCUGCUGAAGAGUCCAGCGCUCUUCCUGCCAAGGUUGAUGGGAAGUUGCCUGAGUCUAGCCCUCUUCCCACUGAGAAAUCCAGCUCUCUCCCUGCCAAGGUUAAUGUGAAGUUGACUGAGUCUAGCCCUCUUCCCACUGAAAAAUGCAGCCAUCUUCCUGCCAAGGUUGAUGGGAAGUUGACGGCGUCGAGCCCUGUCUCUGCUGAAGAAUCCAGCUCUCUCCCUGCCAAGGUUGAUGGGAAGUUCACUGAGUCUAGCCCUCUUCCCACUGAAAAAUGCAGCCAUCUUCCUGCCAAGGUUGAUGGGAAGUUGACGGAGUCAAGCCCUGUCCCUGCUGAAGAAUCCAGCUCUCUCCCUCUCAAGGUUAAUGUGAAUUUGCCUGAGUCUAGCCCUCUUCCCACUGAGAAAUCCAGCUCUCUCCCUCUCAAGGUUGAUAGGAAGUUGGAGUUGAGCCCAGUCCCUGCUGAAGAGUCCAGCUCUCUCCCUGCCAAGGUCGAUGGGAAGUUGGAGUUGAGCCCUGUCUCUGCUGAAGAAUCCAGCUCUCUUCCUGCCAAGGUUGAUGGGAAGUUGUCGGAGUCAAGCACUGUACCCGUUGAGGUUGAUGGGAAGCUGACUGAAUCAAGCCCUGUCCCUGCUGAAGAAUCCAGCUCUCUCCCUCUCAAGGUUAAUGUGAAGUUGACUGAGUCUAGCCCUCUUCCCACUGAAAAAUGCAGCCAUCUUCCCUGCCAAGGUUGA
Molecule: messenger RNA, 2921 nt
Organism: Megalobrama amblycephala (Wuchang bream)
Lineage: Eukaryota; Metazoa; Chordata; Actinopteri; Cypriniformes; Xenocyprididae
Product: mucin-5AC-like
Exons: 5
Coding region: 81-2921 (946 amino acids)
Source: RefSeq, a predicted model, not a curated record